Molecule: messenger RNA, 1101 nt
Organism: Coffea eugenioides
Lineage: Eukaryota; Viridiplantae; Streptophyta; Magnoliopsida; Gentianales; Rubiaceae
Product: PRA1 family protein G2
Exons: 1
Coding region: 183-797 (204 amino acids)
Biological process (GO): vesicle-mediated transport
Cellular component (GO): Golgi apparatus; endoplasmic reticulum
Source: RefSeq, a predicted model, not a curated record
AAGUAUAAUAAAGUUAAAAUACAGAGGGCCAUUUAUAUAUUUUCCCCGUUUAGAUCCAAAGUCUUCAACUGACAACUGACAGAGUGACGACACAUCACGGGGGGGACGCACAUCAGACGUUGAACUUUGGUUGGGGUCAAAGCCCUAGCGGUCAAACCUAAAACCUCAUCCUCUCCUCGUCAAUGAUCAAUCACAUCAUGAACUCCAUCUCCCCAGCUCCCGCCGAUGCCGAUGCCGACGCCCCCACUUACACCACCAUCCCGAUCUCAGGAGCCGACGUCAUUACCAGAUCAAUACAAAACCUCACUGCCUCCUUCUCCCGCUGCCGCCCAUGGCCGGAUUUCCUAGCCACCAGCACCAUUGACCUCCCUUCCUCCCUCUCCGCCGCCUCCCUCCGCCUCAGAAAGAACGUGAGAUACUUCUCCACCAACUACGCUGUCGUCGCCUCCACGUGCGCCGCCGUGUCUCUCAUCGGCUCACCCGUCACUCUAAUCGUCGUUGGCUUCGGUUUUGCCCUUUGGUUGGUACUCUUCUUCUUCCGAGAAGACCCGAUGGUUAUAAUGGGCCGCCACAUCAGCGAUCGGGCGGUGAUUGUGGCCCUGGUUUUGUGCUCGGCGGCCAUAAUCUGGUUCACGGGAGCGUUAACAAGUUUGUUAAUGGGCGUUUCGGUGGGGGUUGUGGUGGUGGCAAUUCACGGGCUAUUAAGAAACACGGAAGGGCUUUUCCUCGACGAAAACGACGGCGUGACAGACGGCUUGGUCUCGACUUCUCAUAAUCCUAAUGGUGGACUUUCUUAAGUUUCCUACACAUUUACCCCUUUGACUAACUCGAGGCACACCAAAAUUUUAUAUUUUCUUUUGCCCUGCCGCUGCGUUGACUUCUUGACCUUCCCUUCUUUUUUUUUUCCCCUUCUUUUUGACUUGUUUUCUUGUGGAUGCUGAUGUAAACAACUGAAGAAUUUAACUUGCGACUGCAAGUCUGCAAGAUGCUUUGGGUCAUCGUUUGUUUUUCUUAACACCUUGCGGUGUUUGGAGGAUUUUAUUGUAAGGGAGGAAGUGGGUUUGAUUUUAUUGCAAGAUUUUCUGAACGUUUGGUUUUUGA